Molecule: messenger RNA, 906 nt
Organism: Pieris macdunnoughi
Lineage: Eukaryota; Metazoa; Arthropoda; Insecta; Lepidoptera; Pieridae
Source: the annotation of a GenBank genome assembly
AUGUCAGGCGGAUUAGGCGAUCCUGUCGCUUUCGCGAAGGACUUCAUUGCCGGUGGCGUGUCCGCUGCUGUCUCCAAGACAGCAGUAGCUCCGAUCGAGCGUGUAAAGCUGCUUCUGCAAGUCCAGCAUGUCUCGAAGCAAAUCGCCGAAGACCAGCGCUACAAAGGUAUCAUCGACGCUUUCGUCCGCAUCCCCAAAGAGCAAGGUCUGCUCUCAUUCUGGCGUGGUAACCUUGCCAACGUCAUCAGGUACUUCCCAACACAAGCUCUCAACUUCGCCUUCAAGGACAAGUACAAGCAGGUGUUCCUUGGUGGUGUCGACAAGCACACCCAAUUCUGGCGCUACUUCGCCGGUAACUUGGCCUCCGGUGGUGCCGCCGGUGCCACAUCUCUUUGCUUUGUAUACCCACUCGACUUCGCCCGUACCCGUUUAGCCGCUGAUGUCGGUAAAGGUGAUGGCCAACGUGAAUUCAGCGGUCUUGGCAACUGUCUGUCCAAGAUCUUCAAAUCUGAUGGACUCGUCGGUCUCUACAGAGGAUUUGGUGUAUCGGUACAGGGUAUCAUUAUCUACCGUGCCUCAUACUUCGGUUUCUACGACACAGCCCGUGGUAUGUUGCCCGACCCCAAGAACACACCAAUUGUAAUCAGCUGGGCCAUCGCUCAAACUGUCACAACUGUUGCUGGUAUCAUGUCAUAUCCAUUCGAUACCGUACGUAGGCGUAUGAUGAUGCAGUCUGGACGUGCCAAGGCUGACAUCCUAUACAAGAACACCAUUCACUGCUGGUCAACUAUUGCUAAGACAGAGGGCGGUGGUGCCUUCUUCAAGGGAGCCUUCUCAAACGUACUAAGAGGCACAGGAGGUGCUUUUGUGCUUGUCUUAUAUGAUGAGAUCAAGAAAGUUCUCUAA